Messenger RNA from Capronia coronata CBS 617.96, 285 nucleotides. RefSeq names its product anaphase-promoting complex subunit 11. Gene Ontology annotation, cellular component: nucleus; anaphase-promoting complex. The record is from RefSeq and is a predicted model, not a curated record. Gene Ontology annotation, biological process: positive regulation of mitotic metaphase/anaphase transition; protein ubiquitination; anaphase-promoting complex-dependent catabolic process. Lineage: Eukaryota; Fungi; Ascomycota; Eurotiomycetes; Chaetothyriales; Herpotrichiellaceae. Gene Ontology annotation, molecular function: cullin family protein binding; ubiquitin protein ligase activity; zinc ion binding. Bases 1 to 285 code for a protein of 94 amino acids. The transcript has 3 exons.
AUGAAGGUCAAAAUAAAGAAAUGGCAUGCGGUUGCUACCUGGCGAUGGGAUAUGCCCGAGGAUGAAGUCUGUGGAAUCUGCCGGGUGCAAUUCGACGGGACCUGCCCUACAUGCAAAUUCCCAGGUGACGACUGCACGUUGUUGAUCGGCAAAUGUGGCCACUCGUUCCAUAUGCACUGUCUUCUGACUUGGAUUCAGCAAGAGUCUUCGAAGGGGCUAUGUCCCAUGUGCCGUCAAAAAUUUGAAUGGAAACAAGCGACCGACAAGGAUCAACAGGCAACCUGA